GAAUAUGGUGUCCAUGAGACAGAAAAUUAAGUCCUCUUUCUACUUCGAGCCCAAAAUGGGACUGUACCCCUUUGAUUGCCAGUCGCUUCCAAUUGAGGUUAGCAGUUCACGCGAAAUAGACGAAAUUGAAUUAGACGAAGAUGAAUACGAGUGCUGCUCAAUCAAUAUCUCCAGUAGCACAAGUCGCAAUCACAACCAUCAAAGUAGUGACUUCUCAAUCCAGACGCUGGUCUCAACAUCACGCGAGAUCUCCCUGGAUUGUCUGGAUGAGUCCAGUCAUCAUGUGUUCACGUGCACGGCCUAUGCAUGUCGUACCUGGAUAUCGCACAUGCUUUUUACACUCUUGCCAAUCUUUCUUCUUGCCUUCGCUGUCGUCCUUAUAGGCGGCAUUUUACCCCAUAGCCAGUCUUCUUCUGCACCCCAAGAAAUAUCAGAUGACUCAUCAUCAUCAUCGUCAUCAUCAUCACCUGUCUCUUCCUACAAUCAUGAGAUAUCUUCCGAAUUGACAAGAGUGGCUAAUCCGAUUAUUCUACUGAUCGUUUCGUGCUUCUUUGUACUUCUGUCAAUUAAGACAGGGUCUUUUGAAGCAACACGAAAUACUGGAUCCAACACUUUGUUGGGCGUGUACAUUGUGUCUCACUGCAUAUUCGUCCUCCUGCUAGCCAUCAAAUACAUCUCCGAGAUGGGCGGAGUGUCUACUAAUGGCCGACAACAACAGCAGCUCCUUUUCUUCCCGCCUCUUGAAGUGCAACUGGGAGGGGGGAGAGUUCUGGGAUUGGGACAAAUUGCAGCACUCAUUCUGUUUCUGGCAAUCAAUUUCGUCUUCUAUAUCUCAGUCGUUAUACUGCUCAUCUGGAGGUGUAUUGGGAUGAAGCGGAAAGCUCGUCGUCUGAUGAAGCGACAGACGGACUACCGGAGACUGAGGAGUGCACGUGAACACAGCGUGCAGUCUUUCUCCAACAUCUCACGCAACAAACUCCACUCCAAAAACAGGCACCGCACCACAGCUGCUCAGGUACGGCCACGCCCCUUCUCAGCGGCAGUAGUGACCAGUGAACAUGCGGGGGCGAUGCCUCGAUCCAAAUGGCGUCUAGAGCAGAGUAACAACCCCAGUGAGAACAACAGUAGCAGUGGUGACCUUUUCGACCACGCCCCCUCUCCCGAUUCGCACAUGCCAAGAUCCAUCUCGUUCCCAACAAGUGUCAUUCACGGAUUCAAAGAGAUACCCGUGUGAUUACAGCAGUCAAUAAAGAAACAGAACAAUAUUUAAUAACUUUUAUUAACGAACUUAUUUGUUACAUUUUAACACACGUUAAAUUUUUACAUUUUACAUUUAUUACUUGAAAGUC
This is a messenger RNA of Symsagittifera roscoffensis, 1349 nucleotides long. RefSeq lists its product as uncharacterized. The transcript is spliced from 7 exons. NCBI's taxonomy places the organism in Eukaryota, Metazoa, Xenacoelomorpha, Acoela, Convolutidae. The coding region runs from base 5 to 1234 and encodes 409 amino acids. The record is from RefSeq and is a predicted model, not a curated record.